This is a messenger RNA of Pichia kudriavzevii, 381 nucleotides long. RefSeq lists its product as uncharacterized. Gene Ontology annotation, molecular function: protein heterodimerization activity. The record is from RefSeq and is a predicted model, not a curated record. Gene Ontology annotation, biological process: rRNA (guanine-N7)-methylation; tRNA methylation; peptidyl-glutamine methylation. Bases 1 to 381 code for a protein of 126 amino acids. The transcript has a single exon. Lineage: Eukaryota; Fungi; Ascomycota; Pichiomycetes; Pichiales; Pichiaceae.
AUGAAGUUCUUGACAACAAAUUUUGUGAGAUGUGCAGUUAAGAGUUGUGACGGUACCGAAGGCUCUUUUCCUCUAAGAUAUAGGGAAUGUCAACUUCAGUUAGAAGAACAAGAUUUUGAUCCAGAAUUCGUAAUAUCGAUGCUUGAAAGAUUGAACUGGUCAGCAUUAGUGAAGGUUGCUAAUGAUUUAGGAAAUACAUCAUUACCUCCACAAAAGCCAGAACACAUUGAAGAAAACGAGAUAUUGUUGAAAGACUUACAUUCUUUACUACUUGAAACGAAUAUUACUGAGGGUCAAAUGGUCUGCAAUAACUGUAAACACAUAUACUACAUUAAGAAUGGCAUCGCAUCUUUUCUACUUCCUCCACAUUUGGCCAAGUAG